This is a messenger RNA of Hydractinia symbiolongicarpus, 2107 nucleotides long. RefSeq lists its product as uncharacterized. The coding region runs from base 765 to 1631 and encodes 288 amino acids. The transcript has 2 exons. NCBI's taxonomy places the organism in Eukaryota, Metazoa, Cnidaria, Hydrozoa, Anthoathecata, Hydractiniidae. The record is from RefSeq and is a predicted model, not a curated record.
UAUUUGAGCUAUAAUUUGAAAACAAAGCAUAUUUUUUUCUAUUUGCUUGUGAUGACUCUACAAAUAAUAAUGAUAAUACAAUUCUAAAAACUUAUUUUGUUUUAUAUGUUUUAAGUUUUCUUUAGCAAUAGCAUUUUAUUGCCAUUUAAUUGGCUUAUUAAAAUGUACAUGACUCCUAACACAUUUAUUAUUUGUGGUAUGUAUUAUCAUGGUUAAGAAACUUUCAUCAUGGCACAUGGCAGAUGAAAACAAAACGAAAGAAAGCUGAACCAAGUUUGUUUAAAAGCAACAGAUUAUAUUUGAAUUAUCUCGUUAUUUUGCAUGUCCAAUUUUUAUUUUUGAAGUUGUAAUAGGGGAGAUGUUGCUACAGAAACGUGCCCGACAGAAUGACAUGCCAGAACUGAUUUUUGUCUCACAUAUUUGCGUCUGAGUCAGACAAUAUCUUUUUUAUGCUUCACAUAUCCUUUACCCACUCUUUCUUAGCUACGCAUCUAUGUCACUAUUAAUACCUAUCACUGUGAAUAAAAAUCUCUCAUAUUGGCAACACUGGAUUAACAGCUGUUGUUGUUGGUAAACAUAUAUUAUCAAACACCGUCAAACAUUGGUUUUGCAAGUACAACAUAAGUGUGAAAAAUAUCUGAUAAACUAACAAUUGUUCUUGAUUCAUUUUCUCAUAUCAUCUGUGCUUUAGAUAAUUUUGAAAAUUAAAUACCAACCUUGUGCCAGGGCUUUUUAGUCUAAGGAAAAUAAAAUAUAUAAAGGAAAUGCAUUUAUCAAGACUGAAGAUUUAUCAAUCAAUUCUUUCACAAAGCCUAAGGAGGUAUGGAUAUCAGAAGGUUAGAGGGUAUAAAAUGUCAUCCAUUUGUCUUGUCACGGACAAAAGAAACACCGCACCUCUGACUCAAGAUGCUGGUGAAUUUAUGGCAAAAGUUCUAGAGUAUUCCAAAACUGGAGCAUUUUUUGCAGGAACUGGUCAAUAUUAUCAAGUGAAAGAUCAAGACCGCAUUGUUGUUUUGAACUUUGCGGAAGAUUUUAUAGCAGAUACACAAGUGAAUUUAUUUGAUACUGUAACAUUACUUGAUUGCUCCUUAAAGUUAACUGAUGUUGAUUUAUUUAUGCAAAACAUUAAAGGUGUUUCCAACUUACCUAUUUACAAUGGUGAAGUUGAUUUUUUGCAUACUGCACCAUGGCAAUAUGGAUUUACUCUGAAACCAUUCAGCAUUUUUUCUGGUGAUGAGCGAAUUUGUUUUCUUAAAGAUGAUAAAAUUUACUUAAGUAACCUUGGACAUACUGAAGUUUUUGAUAUCGCAGAUGUUGAUCAUGUUUCAUUGUGGGUGUCUGAUGAACCGUAUAAUGAAAAAAAAUUAGCUCUAAAUCUAAAAGGCAACAUCAAUAAAACACUGAUCAGUGUGGAGCAGAACAAUGUUUAUUGCGAUCUUGCUACGUUAACUGUAAACACUGAAUGGAUGAUGAAAGCUGCAGCAUUACUCUGUGUAAAUUUGACACGAAAGGGAAAUGAGAGUGCACAUUUGAGACUGUCACCAGUUUUACAACCUGUCAAUAAUAGUUGGGUUGCCAUACGUCAAAAGAUUUGGAUUGAUAUGAUACAGAAAAAUGCAUUGCCUGAAUGACAAUCGUUGAUACUUCCAACUAAGUUAGACGAGAAGAAUAUACAGUAUAAAAUUUGAAUAAUGUUUUAUUUUGUUCAUAAAUAUCUUAAUAGUUGCAAUUUAAAUAUCAAAUUAUCUAUAUAUUUUGUUAGUAAACUGCAGUAAGUGGUAAUGCUAUAGACCUCUCUAUUAGUCCAAAUUAUGGAUAUGUACUGUAUUUUUGAUGAUAUGAUUUAAAAUAGUUUUACAUGAAUCUCACCUUAACUAACCUAUAUAUAUAUGUCUGAAAGUAUGCAAUGUAUACAGUAUGUGGCAAUAAAAUAUGAAUCUAAAACGUGUAAAUAAUUUUGGCAGAGUGUUAUUACUGCUGACCAGCAUUUAUAGUGUAAUUAUAUUCCUUUGCUGGAUUAAGAUUGCUUGUCUAAAAUAGGUACAGCAUAAGGACUAAAUACUUUUAACAAAUUUUUAAGUGAAGAAAAUAUAUUAACAUUGAUAUA